AGAGCAGCGGCAAUGGAUCUCCUCUUACAAUUACCAUCAUUGAAGCUUGUUGCAAUAGCUCGGCAUGGCAACAUCAGUAGUGACUUGGAUGUAUCGCUUAGCCUACGAUCGUUCUCAAUCUGCCUCUAUAACCCACAUCAGCCCUCGCCAGUAGAUGCAUUUGCACUAACGCUGGAUAAACUUAUUAUUGGCGUUUCGCGAUCAGCGAUACUGUUGCGAGGCAGUACAAAUGUCAAGAUCACUGGUGCAAUCAGUAUAGGAUUAGCGACAUUUUCGUACGAUAUGCGACGAUUGUCUGAACUGAUCGCGUUCCCAAGACCAUGGUACCGUCGGGCUAUAGCGCGUCGCUUGUUGCUGGGACGCACACAGCAAUCAUCCCUAAAUGCAAGCGAUUAUCAUGGUUACUUUUGA
Messenger RNA from Gongylonema pulchrum, 411 nucleotides. The record is from the annotation of a GenBank genome assembly. Lineage: Eukaryota; Metazoa; Nematoda; Chromadorea; Rhabditida; Gongylonematidae.